Messenger RNA from Candoia aspera, 7496 nucleotides. RefSeq names its product ubiquitin specific peptidase 49 (gene USP49). The transcript has 7 exons. Gene Ontology annotation, biological process: protein deubiquitination. The record is from RefSeq and is a predicted model, not a curated record. Bases 204 to 2291 code for a protein of 695 amino acids. Gene Ontology annotation, molecular function: cysteine-type deubiquitinase activity; zinc ion binding. Gene Ontology annotation, cellular component: cytoplasm. NCBI's taxonomy places the organism in Eukaryota, Metazoa, Chordata, Lepidosauria, Squamata, Candoiidae.
UGUCUCGCGCUUGGUGACAGCUCGCGCGUGCUGAUGAUGGCGGGCUUUUAUAUUGCAUUACUUUUUCUGAUGAAUAUCCAAAGCUUCUGAAAGGAGAAUUGAGGCUCCUAUUGACUGAAAUGGGGAUGUUCCAGCCUCUGGUUAUUGAAUUGCGAGAAUAUUUAAAUAUGAAUCGGUUAAAGCAGUGGAGCUUUAUGUAAGACAUGGAUAGAUGCAAACAUGUUGGGCGGCUAAGACUUGCCCAGGAUCAUUCCAUUCUGAACCCCCAGAAGUGGCACUGCAUGGACUGUAACACCACGGAAUCCGUUUGGGCUUGCCUAAAAUGUUCCCAUGUGGCCUGUGGAAGAUAUAUUGAGGACCAUGCACUUAAACACUUUGAAGAGACCAGGCAUCCUUUGGCUAUGGAAGUAAAUGAUCUGUAUGUAUUUUGUUACCUUUGUGAAGACUAUGUAUUGAAUGAUAAUCCCGAGGGUGACCUGAAAUUACUGAGGAGUUCUUUGUCUGCAGUUAAAAGUCAGAAGCAUGAUCCUUCUGCUAGAAGUGGUAGGACACUGCGGUCAAUGGCUUUGGGGGAGGAUGUUUGCAACCAUCAAAGAGCCCCUCAGGGACAACCUCAGAUGCUUACAGCUCUCUGGUAUAGACGGCAAUCGUUGCUUGCAAAAGCAUUGCGAACAUGGUUUGAUAAGAGUUCUAGAGGCCAGCGAAAACUAGAACAAAAGAAGCAAAUGGAAGAACUGGAGAGGAAAAAGGAAGUGGCCAGGCAGCGACGUCAAGAGAUGAAGCGGAGAUUGUUGGAGGAGCUGGCAAGCACUCCUCCGAGAAAAAGUGCCAGGCUUUUGUCACACAUUCGCAGAGAGAAUCUGAUUCCUCGGAAAUUCAGAGAUAUGGAAGCAAGUUCCCCUACCUCAAGACGAGUGCAGAGUAGCAAAUUCAAACAAUUCUACUCCAUCCAGCGUAAACCUCUCAUGACUCCUGGUGUGACUGGACUAAAAAAUUUAGGAAAUACAUGCUACAUGAACUCUAUCCUUCAAGUAUUAAGUCACCUCCAGAAAUUUAGAGAAUGUUUCCUGACGCUGGAUCUUUGUGAAACUGAAGAACUCUUAGCUAAGACCGUGAUCGGAAAAUCUAGAAUGUCUGGAAAGCUAGUUAGUGGACCUACUCCUACUGAGUUGGGCAAAAACGAUCGACUGAGUUCAUUUGGCAGACAAAGCCUGUCUGUUGGUUUAAAUGGGGGGUCCUCAAUAAGCAAAAGUUUAGAACUAAUACAGCCCAAGGAGCCAAGUUCAAAGCACAUCUCUCUUUGUCAUGAACUGCACACACUCUUCAGAGUCAUGUGGUCUGGGAAGUGGGCUUCAGUGUCUCCUUUUGCCAUGCUACACUCUGUGUGGAGUUUGAUUCCAGCAUUUCGGGGUUAUGAUCAGCAAGAUGCUCAGGAAUUUCUUUGUGAAUUGUUGGACAAAGUGCAGCAAGAGCUGGAAUCUGAAGGAACAAAACGCAGGAUCCUCAUCCCUUUUUCACAGAGGAAGCUCACCAAGCAGGUCCUGAAAGUGGUGAACACCAUUUUUCACGGGCAGCUACUCAGUCAGGUCACUUGUAUAACAUGUAACUAUAAAUCCAAUACUGUGGAACCCUUCUGGGAUCUUUCCCUGGAAUUUCCUGAACGCUAUCACUCGAUCAAUAAAGGGAUUGUGCCUGUUAAUCAGACGGAGUGCAUGCUGACUGAAAUGUUGGCCAAAUUCACAGAAACAGAAGCUUUGGAAGGGAGAAUUUAUGCAUGUGACCAGUGUAAUAGCAAACGACGGAAGUCUUCUCCCAAACCUCUUAUUCUAAGUGAAGCUAAAAAGCAGUUAAUGAUCUACAGACUACCUCAGGUCCUCCGGCUGCACCUUAAACGAUUCAGGUGGUCUGGACGUAAUCACCGUGAGAAGAUUGGGGUCCAUGUCCUCUUUGACCAGGUAUUAAACAUGGAACCUUACUGCUGCAGGGAUACUUUCUCCUCUCUUGACAAAGAGACCUUUGUCUAUGACCUCUCGGCUGUGGUGAUGCAUCACGGGAAAGGGUUUGGCUCAGGACAUUACACGGCAUAUUGCUACAACACGGAGGGAGGGUUUUGGGUCCACUGCAAUGACUCCAAACUGAAUGUAUGUAGCGUGGAGGAGGUAUGCAAAACCCAAGCGUACAUUCUUUUUUAUACACAAAGAACUAUACAGGGCAGAGCAAGUAUCUCAGAAACACAACUUCAAGCUCAGGUGCUGUCCAAACACAAUGUUAGAAGACUGACACUCCCCUGAAAGGAAACAUUACUAUCUCAAUCAACUGAUUCUUUUUCAAGAGCCUUUGGAGUUAACUCAGCUAGGCAGGAACAAAUAGUGCUGCAGGAAUUUUGGAUCCACAGUCUGGAAAAGUUGUCGUCCUAUUAUGUGCAACUCUGUUCUAUGAGAUUGUAGCAGAACAUCUAUUUUUUUUAAAGGCAGAUGCAUUUGUAAACCCUUCCUCCUCCAAACAAAGAACAACAGCCACCAAUGUCUAGGACCAUUUAUCUUCUUUCAAAGAGGAAUUGCUAUGUGGCAUGAAAAAGUAGGCACAUCCAAAACUUCUGUGUACAGCCAGGAUACAAAGCCAUUAAACGGACCAUAAACAUAUACGUUACUUAAGAAAAUAAAUGAACAGGUACAGUAGAAUUCUAUUUCUGUUCUGUUGAUGUGGUGAACAGUUGUUGUGCCUGUUGGUGCAAAUAACUUGCCAAUUAUCAUACAUCAUUCUUUCCAACCAACGUAAUUUAGGUAGAUAGAAUUGUACUGUACUAAAACUCUUGCAGUGAUUUUCUACACUGGGAAAAUAUGCUCUGUGGUCCUUGUUUGUAUCUUUUUGUAUAACAAAACAAAUUUUUGCACCCUAUAAUUACUCCAGUCUGUUGGAAUGAACAAAAGUGGAAAUUAUAUACCCAUCUGAGUAAUUUGUUACAUACUUCAAUUUGAAUCUAGGCUAAAAUGACAGGAAUUGUUUUCCUUCCCCAUCUAAUCUUAUUCUUAACAACUGCUAACAAGACAGGUACUUAAACUGAAUUUGCAACCUAACUUUUCCUGUGUAAUUAUAAUAGUUAAUAUGGGAUACAUUAUUUCAAGGAUUUCAUCGUGUACUGGUUAUCAUAUGAUGAUCACUGCAUGAAUAAGUCAUGUGAAUCCAUUCAGGUUCACGGUGAAGCUUUGGUUUCCAUUAUUAAUGACACAUAGUUCAACAGAAGCAGAUUUUUAAAGAAUCACCUCUUACUCUAAAUGCAUAAUGUUUUCUCGUGUACAAGAAAAAAAUGGUCAGGAAUAUAGUAGCCAUCACAUAAAGAGACAGGACCAUUUCCCCCUAAUAAUAUCCUCCUUUUCAUGACCAUUUUUCUAUUUGGUUUCCCCUUUGUUGUGUUUUUGGGAGUCUUAAAGAGGUUUUUUUUGUGGGGGGGGAGUCUUAUUGAGAAAGAGCCUGCACCUAAAAUGUGCACCUAUAUCCUCUUUUUCCCCCCAGUUGCUGUUCUUGCUGUCUCAGAGACAUAAUACACACACAGCUCCAGAAAUCUAGCUUCAAAACUCCGAUAUAUGUCUAAAGGAAAGGCACAUGACCACUUCAUCUGAACUUUAAAUAUCACUAAUGUGCUAUUUAUCAUGGCAACUUUUAAUUGUUAACUUUCAUGAUUACCACUGUUUCAGUUCUUUGUGAAGGGCGUAUUUGGAAAACACAGACCUCAGUUGCGGCUAAGCAACUUGCUGCCUUUCAGUUAAGAAAUACCGAUGUACAGCAUAGAAAUCCCAUAUUAUUCAUUUAAGGUACAUGAAAUGGAUUCUUUUGCUGGUCUGUACACAGCCUUGAAAAAUGCAGGCUUUUUCACAAGGCCAUUCAUAGCUGAUCUGUGGUUGUGGCUAGCCAACCAAGAAUAUAAAUUGCAGUGUAUAAGAUUCAGCUGUCAGCAGAGUGGGGGGAAAUGGUGUUUACAGAGAUCUGCAACAAGCCCAAUUCAAGCAUGGUAGUGACAAGCUGGAGGUUUUUAAAACAAAAAUUGACGUGGUUCUGGCAUAUGCAGUGUUUUCAUGUGCUUUCCUGUGGUAACUCUGAACCUGUAUUUCUAAGUCCAUCAGCGAGUUCCUGAUGAAACUGAAUCACAAAAUAAUGAAGGAAAGGCCUACAGACUUGUCUCUUAUUCUGCUAUGGCACUAAAUUGGAAGUGCAUGGGAUUCUUGCAUGCAGUGUUAGUCUUGACUCUAUGAUUCACUUUCUGAUUGUUAGAUUGUGAUCUCCAGUCAAAUGGAUAGGAACACUCAGAGCCAGGUGUGACUUAUAAAACAACAUAAUUGCCAUUCCAGAAAGUUUUUCUUAGCAGAAGCGUUCUUAAUAAAUUCACGGUUCAAGUGUUGUAGUCAUUGAUUGAAGAGACAUUUAAGCAAUUUAAUGUAAGUUGAAUCACAGUGCAGAUUUUGGGGGUGGGGGGGUAGGAUUGCCUUAGGAAGGUGAAUUAAUUUGCAAAAAUCAGCACUUGAUUUUUACACCAUGAAAAGCUUUGCAAGGACUAUCUUCAGGAAAGAUAGUCAGGGCUGAUGUCCAGACUAGUAAGCCACCUCGCUUAUUUUGCUUCAAGAUUAUCACUAUUUCAGAUUGUUCCUCUAUUCAAGAAUCUCAACAAAAAAAUGAAAGGCAGUCAUUUUUAUAAAUUAAGAUCUUUCAGCCACUCCCAUUUACACAAACACUUAUCCAUUCCAUUUUCUCCCCAUAUUUGUUUUCUUAUGUUCUCAUUCAGUGCCAUAAAAUAUCUUGCUCCCCCAACUCCACCCCAAGCAUUCACAACAUCACCAGGAACAUCUAGCAUGUAACAUUUGAGCUGUUUCUACUCCCAUAAAGAAAGGAAAAUGCUGCCUGGCAGCUAGGCAAUUUGGAGAGGGUUCUCAGGGGCUCUAGUUCUUGGAUUCUACAAUUUGAGUUGUUGAGCUCUCUUGUGUGCCCAUCUGCCUUCUUCCUCAUCCUUGUGGCAAUGGCUGAUAUGGAAUAUGUCAGAGGUUACCCACCUCUAAAAAAAGCACAACUACAAAGAUUGAUUAAUAACUGGCACACCUUCCAUUAAUACUCACAUUUUUAUUGUGUAUUGCAUCCAUAUUUGAGUAAGUAGGAGCACCUGACACUUACAGGAGAUGCAUGGGGAGGAAGAUAACAGGGCACUCAGAGGAUGCUUUACAUUUCCCAAGAUUUGAAAAGUCAUAGCCUCUCAUGUGAAUAACAGUGCCAUGGGAUGUAAAAAAAAAUGUGCAAUUAAAUGUUAUCUUGAGAGAUGGAAGUAACUUACUUUUGAAUUGAGCUUGCUGUUCCCAACACUGUGAGGUUUCUGUAAUAUUAGCUUUUAUUUGGAAGCGAUAGUGUAUAGCAUUUUUAUGCUGUUUCUUUUUAUCUGCUGCAAGCAGUGUUCUUGCUAUUCUGUGUACACUGUUUUAAAGUGUCCUGGUUGGCAGAAAAUGUAAUCAUUGCCUGUUCUUGAUAAUUCUAUCUAUUGCCAUUAUAAUGGAAGCCUAACAGAAUAACAAAUGAUAACAUGUCUUCCCUUAUUAAUUUUUCUAGCCACAUUCAACUCCUUUGUUUGCAUAUAUAUUAACUGCAGAGCUGACAGGAUCAGCCCUGAUUUGAACAUAUUUAUCAUACAGCAGUGAUUCAUUCACACAAGUCACUGUACCAGCAAAGAUAUGACUAAAAGCACAUACAAACCUGUUAAACCAUGGUAGCAGUUUAGUCCCCUUAAGAGUUACAUGAUCCUAAGUAUGCUGACUAGGAAGCAAGCCCAUUAACUUGAGUAACUUACUUCUGCAUAAACAUCUUUGGGAAACAGCCUUUCAAUUUACCCACAGGAGUAAGCUGGCUACAUUUAAAAAUUAAUCAUUGAAUUCAGUAUAACAAAGCUAAUUUUGUGCCUAUUGCCAAAACUAGUGAUGAAAAAUAAAGCUGAGUGAAGCAAUUCAGGAUAUCAUUUUAAAAAAAAAAAAAAGUAUUAAUGUAACUCAGUUUUUAUUAAUUUGAUAUAUCUAUCUAAAAUUUGCAGAAUAAACAGCUCCUAAUCAAAACUAAAUGUGUAGGGAGAAGAAAAAGAAGAAAAUAAUGGCAUUCUUUUUCUAUUAGGUAACAAUGGAAAAUAUUACCAAUUUUAUCAAGCAAGUUAGGACAAUAUCCUAGCAUAUUUCUUUCUGUUGUAUGGUAAAGCUGAACGAUGGAGAUGCUCUUUUUUAUUGCUGUUGCUUUUGAAUGAGCUGUUUUCAUUCACUUCAGGGAAAGUUUAUACACAUGGAAAUUAAAAUGCACAAGUAAAUGUGUUGUAUGGAUUCAUAAGGAGAUGCUAAGAAAAAAGCAUGUCUCUUUUUAGAUACAAUCUCUUUCUGAUUGUAAAAUUCCAUUAUGUUUUGUGAAUGUUAUGCCUAAGGAAAGAAAGUGAACAAGUGAAUUUUAAAAUAACAAUUAUCCCCAGCACAGAUUGCAGCCACAUCCAACAGUAUUGCUGACUAGUUUGUUUAUGAAUUGGGUGAAAGUUGGGUAUAGGAUUAAUUUUGCCUCCUGAUAAAACUUUAUGAACAAUUUUUUAAAGUUUAAAAUGGUGCCUUGUACCUAACUACAUUUUGCAUGGGACACAAGUUUUUAGUUUCUUCACUCCCAAAUCUGAGUCUUCACAAUACUUUGGUAGCAGGUUUGGGUUGGUUGUUUUGUUGUUCAUUUGUUUUUUUACAUUUCAUAUCCAUAUGUGAAUGGGAAAAUGUUUCUUACCAGCAACUUGAUGUAUUUUAUUGUAUAUGUCUAAAUACUGUAUUUCUAAUGAUGCAAAUGAUUUUCUCAAAAGUAGAUCAUUUGGGGUUUUAUGUUAAAUCCUUGUAAGUUUUUUUUUUUGAGGUAGGAUUAUUCCUCUUUAAGCAAGUAAUUCAUAAUCAAAACACAAAUGGUAAGAAUCCCUAGAGAAACUUAUUGACAAAGCAGUUUGGAAAAGGCUCUUAAACUACUGACUGGUGCCUUGCAAGAUAAUGGUUCUCUUUUGCCAUGAUAUUCCUUCUCUUACUUCUGGUUAAAGAUGACAAUGACUCAACAUAUCUUCAUGCAGUUAAUAAUUUAAUAGUAUGUAUCAUGCUUAUAUAUAUAUAGUUGUUUGAAUAUAAAAAUAAUUAACAAAUCAACCAUCUACUGAAUACUAUUUCAUGAAAUUAGGCCUAACAUCUAGUAGUCUAAUAACUGAAAAUAUGUUCUUAAAUACAGCACCUUGAAUAAGAUUAUUCAUGGUUACUAUUGCAUAGCUGCAAUAUACCUAUUUUGAGUUGUAACACUUUUCAAUAGGGUCAAGACUGGCUGAUUAUUUGUAGUCCAGACCAUGCAACAAUGCUACCAAGAUGCAGGCUAAACUGUGUUCUUCAAAUUCAUUAUAAAUGGGGCUAUAAAUAGGAAAAUAUUAGAUACACUACCAACAGUGUUAAAAUAUUUCAUGGAACUUUACUUGCAGG